GGCAUGCGGAUGGCCUGCCCCCGGCGGAUGCCAACGGCAAAUCGGAUCCCUUUUGCAGCGUGCAGCUGGUGGGGAAGCCCUUUUCCAGGUCUUCGACCACCAUCAAAGCCCGGACGCUGGAUCCUGUUUGGAACGAGACGCUGACAGACAAGCACCGCUAC
Molecule: messenger RNA, 161 nt
Organism: Symbiodinium necroappetens
Lineage: Eukaryota; Dinophyceae; Suessiales; Symbiodiniaceae
Source: the annotation of a GenBank genome assembly